UUUUCUCUUUUCUUUCCCGGCCUAAAUCCUGCAAGCUCUCCUUACCCUAGUAAAUAGACAACCCAACCUUUCUCUCUAUCAAAGAUGGCAGUUUCAGACAUUAAUGAAAGUGUUAUCUUGGAAGAAGUUAUGAGUACACAUGAUCCAGAUGGCAAUUUUUUUUUUAAAAUUAAUGUUAUCUUCGAUUUGGUGAAGAGCAUUCUCUAUCCUACUACGAUUGGAGAUAGCAUUGAUGAAGAUGAAGAUUCUGAUAAUGAAGAGUCUAAUGGUGACAAAUCUGAUAAGGAAGACUCUAAUGGUGACAAGUCUGAUGAGGAAGACUCUAAUGGCCACAAGUUUGAUGAAGAAGACUCUAAUGGCGACAAGUCUGAUGAGGGAGACUCAAAUAGCGACGAGUCUGAUGAUGACAAAAAGUCUAAUGAGGAGGGAUCUGACAGUAAAAAAAGGUGGUCGGAAAUUUCAGAAUUUCCAGUAGUGGAUGAUGAUAAGGAAUUUGACACUGAGGAGGAAUAUGCUAAAGACAUGGAACUUCCCUAUCAAUUAAAACACUUUUCCUCUGAGAUGUCAUUGAUGUGUUCAAAAAAUGUGGAUCGACACUCGAUUGUAGUAUAUUUUCUGAAAAUGUUGUCCACAUUUUCCUGGGAUGGCAAGCUUUUGAUUAUGCUGGCAUCUUUCUCCCUCUAUUUUGGAGAAUUUAGCAUUCUUCAUCGUCACAAGGGAUUAUCCGGCAAAUUGGCAAUUCUCAUGGGGCAUGAAAGUCAACUUCUGCCGGUGGAUACUGAUUUAAUCAAAUCAAUAUUACAUUUGACUGAGUAUAUUGUUGAACUUGCGCAAUCAUCCUCUCAUAAUUCAUCACCAAUCAUACCGAUUGGUUGCUAUUGGAUCAUCACGAGUAUUCUUACUUAUGCAUCCUAUUUCACUUCUCGCCUUAUGAGUAUGCAUUCAAGGUGUUUUAUAGCUGAAGAAACACAACUUUCUAGUUUAAAUGUCAAAAUCAAAGACAUAAUCUCCGAAUGCUGCCCGAUACUAGAAGAAAAGAUAGAAGUGGAUACUUACAAUGCAUUAUGUCAUGCAUUCUUUGAUGAUAAUCCAAUUGCCUCCACUUCUUCUAAUUUGGAUGUUUUGAAGUUAGUAUUCAAUGCCAAGAAAGGUGGGAAACAGAAACUCAUAUAUGAUGGUGAUAGCAGAAAAAUGGUAGAAUUACGUUUUUUGAAGAAUAAGAGCUUGCUACUAUUAAUGUCGUCAAGUCUUGACAUUGACAAGUACUUGAUUUUAUUACUUGGUGUCAUACAUGAGAUUACUCAAUUGUAUGUACUUUGGAUUCCGAUAUUAGACUCUUCUACAUUAUGGGAUAUUAAACAUAUGGAAGAACGAUAUGAAAGUUUAGUAAAUGAAGCAGAAAUACUCUUAGUGAGAAAUGUACAGGAAUCAGUUGCACCAGGAUUUGUACGGUUUGUUAAAGAGAAAUUCUUUCCAGAAUUCCAAAUAGGAAGUGAGCCUAUAAUUGUUUCACUAGAUCAUAAUGGAAGGAUGGUUCACCGUAAUGCAAUGCACAUGGUAUUGAUGAGAGGUUUAAAUAUUUGUGAAAGGAUGUCUGGUGGAGUUAAGAUUGGAGAUAGCGUAAUUCCUUUAUUACAAAAAAUUUUGACAGAAAGGGUUUCGACGGUGAGAGAUUUGGUGCCUGGCAUUGAUAGGAGGAUAAGCGAAGUCGCUAAUAAAGUGGAUGGUAUAAUAAAUGAUUGGUUGGGUGACAUUGAAAAGCAAAUACAAAAUCCGGUUGAUAGUAACAUUUUCACAAGUAAGAAGGAAAAAGAUUUAUGGAAGAUAGACACUUGGUGCACUAAGCUUGUGGUAGAUUCGGGUUACAGAUUAUCAAAGUGGGUUAAGGAGAACAGGUGCAUUUUUUUAAUUGGUGGGCAUGACAUACAAUGGGUUAAAACAUUUGAGUCCAAGGUAAUGUUAGCAACUCAGUUUAACCCACAAUCAAAAAUUAAGAUGCACUACGUUGGUAGUAACAUGAAAGUAGCAUCAAUGAUUAAGGAAGACAAGGAUUCCAAAGUAGUCAGUGGUGCUGAAUUGUCAUGGCUUUUUUGGACACGACUUCGAAUCAUAUUCGUGUCAAGGAUUAAAUUCGUAGAAGAGACUCAUGACGAUGAAGAGUGUGAUGAAAUUUUGGGAAGACUAAAAAAGCUGCUAGCCUAUGAAGCUAAUGAUUUAGCAGUUAACGAAUGGGCUAUGCUAUGCAAAGGGGACAAGAUAGUUGUAUGUGACCAAGGAGAUAAAAUGUUGAAAGUCAUGAAUGAAUAUGAGAAAUGGAAGGAGAAUGCAAUAGCUAAAGGCUUUGACCAAGCAUUCAAAGAUCAUUAUGAUGAGAUGCUUGAUUCUACCUAUACUUCACUACAUCAUCAUCAAUGUGCUCUUAAAUGCCCAUCUAAUUUUGACAGUGCCCCAGAGAAUGUAAAAUGCCCCCACUGUUGUCAUUGUAUGCAAAAGUUUGUCACUUUCAAGUGCUGCCACGGCCAUGAUGAUGACGAGGAUUCUGAUUAGGAUGUACUUAAUUAGUUUGAUAUUGAUGACACUUGAUGUAUUUGCAUAUGCAUAUGACAGUUUUUUUUAAUUUGUUACCAACAUCAUAUCAUUUGUAAUAGAGGUUUAAUUUUUUAUGCUGA
Ipomoea nil (Japanese morning glory) is the source of this 2669-nucleotide messenger RNA. RefSeq names its product protein SIEVE ELEMENT OCCLUSION B-like. The record is from RefSeq and is a predicted model, not a curated record. The transcript has 9 exons. Gene Ontology annotation, biological process: phloem development. Lineage: Eukaryota; Viridiplantae; Streptophyta; Magnoliopsida; Solanales; Convolvulaceae. The coding region runs from base 85 to 2547 and encodes 820 amino acids.